CUGACAGGGCGACCUCCCCUGCGCAGCGCCUGGACAGAAUGAGGCAUGAGGUGUCCUCUGGACGCCGGACCCGGCCACAGCCCUGCCUGGAAGAGGCUACUUCUAACAGGCAUCCUGAUCGCCUCCUGCACCUGUUCUGCCUCCUUGGCGCUGCCCGCCCCCGCGUCUCCAGACCCCUUGACCGAAGGAGCCAGUGCCCGCCUGCCUGUCCCCGGAAGCCUGAAUGGUGUUCUCUCCACUUCUUGGUUCCAAGGGCACAAGGCCCGGCCAGAAACCAUGAUCUUCUCCCCUGAGGGCUUCCCAGGGCCCAACCACAUCGGCCAGGAGAUACUGGACACCCAAAGCAGCCUGAUCAUUGGAAAUGCAACAGCUCAAGACACAGUGCCGGAAACCAGCAAAGGACGCAGGAGUGCGACAGAGCAGAUACUUGGCCAGGCCAGCUCCAACGGAGUGAUGCUGCUGACAUUCCCCUAUGUCUUCGAGGGCGUUAUCCAGAGUGACCUCAACUACUCAGUGAUCCUGGAGUGCCUGGCUUCUUCUAUCACCCCCAAACCUGUGCUGCACUGGACCUUCAACGGGGAGCCCUACAAGAUUGGGGCUAUGCUGAUCAUCCGGAGGUUGUCCCUGGAACAUCUGGGCACCUACGUGUGCACAGCCAAGAACAGCCAGGGACAGUCCUCCUAUCCUGUGACCCUCUCGCUGCCACAAGACAAUGUGGAUCCCACAGACGCUGAGCCCAUUGAGCCAGACCCCAUUCUCACUGUGUCAGGAGAAGCUGCUAUCGGCCUCCUCGUCGCUGGAAGUAUAGGGGCCGUGAUGCUGAUAGGAGGCAGCUUUGCCAUCAUCCAGAGCAUAAGGACUAACAGACAAAGAAUACAGAUAUGCUGCUGAAGUGGGCACUUGUCUGUCAGCCUCAGAGGUAAUGCUGGGAAGGGCAGCAAGAGAAUCCUGGGGCUGGGACAAGAUGAAGUUCCUGGGGGCUCCAGAUGAGACCUCCUCCUUCCUGAUCAUUUGUCUUUGGGAUGUUCUCAUCUUGCAGAGAGUCCCAGAGACUGCCUUUCUCUCCCUCUCGCCAGCCGCCAGUGUCCCAUCUGCCCAGCUCACCAAAUCCCUGGAAACCACCUACACAAGCAGUCCAUAUUUCAUAAAAUUUGCAGGCUGAGAGCAAAGGAUACUCACUUAAGUGGGUCGAUAAAAACAAAAGGAGGAAUUUAAUACAAGGAUCCAGGAAGACUUCCAAAACUCCAAGGGUGUAUCAGUUAGCACCCUCUGUGUAACAAACUAUCCCCCACCAAAUUUAAUGGCUUGAAAAGACAGCCAUGGAUUUAGCUUACAAUUCUGCAGGGUUUUCAGUUUGGGCUGGGCUCAGCUGGGCCAUUCUUCUGGUCUCUGCUGGGCCCACUCAUGCACCUGUGAUGAGUUGGCAGUUACCCAGGGACUGUCUGGACUAAGACAGUUGUCUGGAACAAUUAACCUGUCCUCCACAUCAUCUAUCAUUCUGUAGCAGGCCGACCCAAGCUUGUUCACAUGACAGAGGCAGGAUUCCAGGAGUGAGAGCAGAGGGGCAAUGCCUUUUAGGGCCAAUGUUAAGAAUGGCACAUCAUCAUUUCUGGGGCACCUGGGUGGCUCAGUUGAUUGAGCAGCUGCCUUCAGCUCAGGUCAUGAUCCCGGGGUCCUGGGAUCAAGCCCCAUGUUGGUGGGUG
Molecule: messenger RNA, 1703 nt
Organism: Zalophus californianus (California sea lion)
Lineage: Eukaryota; Metazoa; Chordata; Mammalia; Carnivora; Otariidae
Gene: IGSF23
Product: immunoglobulin superfamily member 23
Source: RefSeq, a predicted model, not a curated record